UGGGGUGGACCAAAUAAAGCUACUAUAAUGAAGAGAGAGAGAGAGAGAGAGAGAGAGAGAGAGAGAGAGAGAGAGAGAGAGAAAAGGGUCAAAACCCACAGUGUGUGUAAUGUAAUGUGUAUUUGUGUUGUACAAAUUGGCGUGCAGUGUUAGAUAUCCACCAAAUGACCCAAAAGUUAGCGUUUGAUAUAAAUGGUAAAGAGUGGAGACGUAGCAAAGUCUUCUGUUUAGGGGGAUGAGUGGAGUUGCAGAAACAUAAAGACAGCCACAGCCACAGCAACAGCCAGCCUUGAUGUAGAAAGAGAGAGAAUCUGACAAUUUAGACAUAUGUGGGCCAUCCAUCCCCUUCACUUUAACCUCUUAGAAAAAACUCACACUCUCUCUCUCCCUUUCUCUGCGUCUGGGUUAUUUUUUGUUUUUUUGUUUUUGGCUAAUCCUUUAAUUUAGAGGUAUUUUGAUUGCUAGGGAGAGAUUGGAGAGAUCAAGUGCAGGGAGAUUUGGAAGCCAAGUUGAGAGUGUGUGUGUGUAUGUGUAGACUCAAAAAACCAAGUUGUUUUUGUCUUUAAUCGUUUCGCUUUCUUGCUGUCUUGCAUAUUUGAACAACAUUUAUUAGGGGAGUGGUUUAGGGUUUUCAGAAAGUACCCAGAAAGGCAAUUAUUAGAAACAGGACCAAAGCUGCAGGCUGUGGGAGAUGACUAACAUGACCUUGUCGGUUGUUGUUCUACUGGACUAAUAAGCCAUCACUUUUAUUCUCCAAAAUUCACACCUGCGCCUUCCGAUCUUUGGGUUUUGGGUGGGUGUUAGGAAACACAACAAACCCUUUCUUUUUUUUUUUCUUUCUUUCCAUCUUUCUCAUAAAACCCUUUCUUUCUUUUCCUUAUUUGCUACUUUUCCUGCUGCUGCUGGCUAUAUCUCUUACUACAUAUUUCUUCAUUUUUCAGUCCCCAAAAUUAAUCAAGGUAAGAUUUUGAUUGCAGAAGCUGUUUGUAGCACUUUGGGGAGUGAUGGAGGACAGAAGAAAACACCACGAAUUACCAAACAAAUCUGGAAGUUUAAUUAGCUAUUCUACUACUAGCUAAUUAAGAUCAUGAUCAAAAGAGAGGUUAGGUUUGUUAAUUUGAGGAAGAUCCAAAUGAACGUCGUAGAUAAUGAUGUGGUGAAGGUUUAGUUAUUGGUAAACAGAAAAGUAAUACAGCUAAGAUCGAUUACCUUUUGGGGGAGAUCAGAUAUAAUGGAGACGAGAAGUGAAGAUGAGGAAAUAGGAACUCCUAAUUCCCCUUUGUGCUAUAAUAAUCCAUCAUCAAAUAGGGAAUCUUCAACCAAACUGCCUAAUGCUGAUAAUCCGUUUCUCUCAGCUGCUGAUAGAAGAAGAGAUCACACGGUACCCCAACUUCACUUCUCUACUCAUCAGAAAUUGACUCUCCAUCAUAUACACAAACAACACACAAGAGACCAUCCUGAAGCAACCCCAGAUCCUCCAAUCCAGCCCUCCAUUUCUGCCUCUCCGCCGUCAUCUGCUGCUACUCCGACUCCGCUGCCAAUUGCCGGCACCAGCAGCAGAUUGAUCUCAAGAACGCCAUCAUUUGCAGGUGCAACAGACAACAAUAUACCUUCAUCGGUUAUUCGAUACCGAGAAUGUUUGAAAAACCACGCAGCAAGUACUGGUGGCCAUGUUCUUGAUGGCUGCGGGGAGUUCAUGCCAAAUGGGGAAAAUGGAACAUUUGAGGCAAUGAAGUGUGCAGCUUGUGAAUGCCAUCGGAACUUUCACAGGAAAGAAAUGAAAGAUGAUCCACCCUUCCAGCAAGCUUUACCCAGUGGUUUCUUCAUCUCCAACUCCAUCAGAAACAAUGGCCAUCGCACUGAAAGGACACCAGUUGUUCCAGUGUCCCGUCACCAUCAAUUACCGGCGGUUCCAAUUUCUUCAAUGAUGAUGGCAUUUGGAGGAAGCAAUGGAGCUCCAGAUGAGUCUUCCAGUGAGGAUCUAAACAUGUAUCACCCGUCUAAUAAUGGAGCCCGGGACCUGUUCGGUCAGCAGACACAACUAAUAAAGAAACGUUUUAGGACAAAGUUCACUCAAGGACAGAAGGACAAGAUGGAAGAAUUUGCUGAAAAAUUGGGGUGGAAAAUUCAGAAACAUGAUGAACUGGAAGUGCAGCAGUUUUGCGCUGAGGUGGGAGUAAGGAGACAAGUUUUCAAGGUUUGGAUGCACAACAACAAACAAGCCAUGAAGAAGAAACAAAUGUAAGAAUGUACUACAAGUUUUACUUCAAACCCAUUUCGUUAAUAAUAUAUGUAUCCAUGAUUGACUAAGUUCUAAGAACAUAGAUUUUACCCAGUAAUUAGAGUAAAGUCCUUAAUUAGGCAUUGGAAGAGAGAGAGAUAAUAUUUGGUUCUUGAAUGAAUAUAUCUCCCAUACCAAUUUGUCAUGUUACUCGCACUUGUAACCUGAAUGAGUUAAGUAUUAAUACAAGGAUGAAAAGCAACCUUGAAGUAA
Molecule: messenger RNA, 2494 nt
Organism: Cucumis sativus (cucumber)
Lineage: Eukaryota; Viridiplantae; Streptophyta; Magnoliopsida; Cucurbitales; Cucurbitaceae
Product: zinc-finger homeodomain protein 2
Exons: 2
Coding region: 1232-2245 (337 amino acids)
Biological process (GO): regulation of DNA-templated transcription; regulation of developmental process
Cellular component (GO): nucleus
Molecular function (GO): transcription cis-regulatory region binding; DNA-binding transcription factor activity
Source: RefSeq, a predicted model, not a curated record